This is a messenger RNA of Diprion similis, 1546 nucleotides long. Its product is annotated as tax1-binding protein 1 homolog. Bases 16 to 1422 code for a protein of 468 amino acids. Lineage: Eukaryota; Metazoa; Arthropoda; Insecta; Hymenoptera; Diprionidae. The transcript is spliced from 8 exons. The record is from RefSeq and is a predicted model, not a curated record.
GUAGGUAAAUCGAGGAUGCAGUGCUGCGGCAGCUGGAACACAGGGUGCUGCCCGGCGCAUCAUCCCGUUGCUGUCACCUUCGAAAACCUCAGGACGAAGUACUCUGUGAACGAGGACAUUCGCGUCGAGUACACGCUGCACGGACACGUACAGCAAGCCUCGACCCGUGAUUGGCUCGGCAUUUUUCCAAGGGGAUGGUCCAACCUGCAGCAGUAUCUCACCUUCGAAUACGCCCUUGUCGCCCCGAAGACGGCGGCAUCCCCUAAUCGGACGAUACUUUUUCCCCGCAUGUUUCACCAAGAGGCUUCUACAAAUACGGAAUACCAGCUCGUCUACGUCACCAGAGAGAUUCAAGUGCUUGCUGUAAGCCCCUACUUCCGGUUCGUCGGGGACCAGCGGUUGGACUCGACGAAUUACAGUCUGCGCAUUCCUGCCGGUCGACAGCAAGCUUCGUCUAUCGAAGAACAGGAGCCAUUCGUCGAUCGUCUCGCAGUUUCCGGAUGGGGACCACCGCGAAUUGUUCUAUCGGACCAGAGUCUCCUGUCGUUGCGGCCUUCCCGAGGAAUUUCUGGGAACCCGCGUCUCUCCUCAGAGAGUUGCAGAAGUUGCGGAAGGCCACGAGAGCACAUUUGCGGCCUCGCCGCUGGCCGCGCCCGGUUUCUGGCCACUCACAACGCCUCGCUAACUGAACGCGUUCUUCGACUCGAACGCGAUUUGGCCCUUGCUGAAGGCGCGAAAUCUGGUCUAACCGCUCGUCUCCGGUCUUACGAGAAUUUUGUUGCGGAAAUGCUUCGCUCCUUGGCCACGAAUCGUAGGGUUAAGAUCACUGACGCUGCGGGAAAGGAGAUAAUCUUGCAGCAGUUGUCGACUGACAAAAAUCACGACGAACGGAAAUCUGGCAACGAUCAGACCGAGGAAAAAGAAUAUCGUCAGGAAAACCUGGACCCUAAAACGAAUCAGAGCAAUGAUCGGUGCAUCGAGGUCUUGGAUUUUUCGAGGGAUCGAAUUCCGGUCGGUGAAUACUUGACGAAUGAAAAACUGCUUCCGACGAAAGACGAUCGAGGUGACGGAAACACGCAGUGUAUAUCACCUGAGAAGUCACCGGAAGAGAGCAAGGAACAAGUCCAAGAGGAUCAAGACAAUGUCGAUCGGGAAACCUCGAGCAACGAGUUUAAGGAUCAUCGGACGAAAGUUGAAAAUGGCAACGAGUCCUGGGAAGAAACUGCGCCGAAAAUGCAAAUCAAUGAGAUACCUGCGGAUGUCUCGAGCCUGACUUCCGCAAACGGAGUCUCGACUGCUGGCGAGAAGAAUGAGAAGGCGAAAGUCGAGGUUGAUAAUGAGAACAAAACUUUAGAGUCAAAACCUUCGGCGAUUGUUAUUCAGGGCAGCAAUGUGAAGUUUGCUAUCAUUAGAUACCAAUGAUGGAACGAUAGCCUCAAAUUCGAUGCCGCAUAGGAAGGAUCAAAAUCUCAAAGUCUUUGUGUUCUCACUUUUUUAUCAUAUACGAAAACAACUGUUGUACAAAUAUACAUUAACUCAUACACGC